AUGGAGUCUUUAAUCAACUCAAUUGUUGUACCCGGUGAUGUAAUUUUAGAUUUAACUGCGGAAGUCAAGUCCAAAAUUAUUGUGGGACCUGGUUUGCGUGUUUCUUCUAACAAAAUAAUAGCAACCAAAUGCGGGAUUCUUCAUAAAAAAGGUUCUAAUGUAUACUGGGUUGACAGUCGACAAAAAAGAUAUGUUCCUGCUAAAGGUGAAACAAUUGUGGGGGUUAUUACCAAUAAAUCGGGCGAUAUUUUUAAGGUAGAGAUAGGAGCAAGUGAACAAGCUCAGUUACCCUACUUAGCAUUCGAAGGAGCCACUAAAAAAUUUAGGCCUAAUAUUAAUGUUGGUGAUGUUGUGUAUGCCAGAUUACUUGUAGCCAAUAAAGACUUAGAGCCUGAAUUAGUAUGUGUUGAUUCGCAUGGAAAAAAAGGAAAGUUAGGUGUUCUUCCUUCCGAUGGAUUUAUGUUUAAUUGCAGUUUAAAUCUUGUUCGUAAAAUAUUAAAUCCCAAGUGUCCAUUAAUAGAUACAUUUCAAAGAACUUUACAAAUACCUUUUGAAAUAGCUGCUGGAAUGAAUGGAAAUAUUUGGAUUAAGGCUAAAACUGUUAAUGAAACAAUCGCUGUGGCCAAUGCAAUAUUAGCAGCAGAAUACAAAUCGGACAGUGAAAUUAAAGAAUUAUGUGAAAAUAUCGGAAAUGCUUUAGCCGGCUUUUGA
Pediculus humanus corporis (human body louse) is the source of this 711-nucleotide messenger RNA. RefSeq names its product Exosome complex exonuclease RRP40, putative. Lineage: Eukaryota; Metazoa; Arthropoda; Insecta; Psocodea; Pediculidae. The record is from RefSeq and is a predicted model, not a curated record. Bases 1 to 711 code for a protein of 236 amino acids. The transcript has a single exon. Gene Ontology annotation, biological process: nuclear polyadenylation-dependent rRNA catabolic process; U4 snRNA 3'-end processing; TRAMP-dependent tRNA surveillance pathway. Gene Ontology annotation, cellular component: cytoplasmic exosome (RNase complex); nuclear exosome (RNase complex). Gene Ontology annotation, molecular function: RNA binding.